Messenger RNA from Pararge aegeria (speckled wood butterfly), 1814 nucleotides. RefSeq names its product probable cytochrome P450 305a1. The transcript has 8 exons. The record is from RefSeq and is a predicted model, not a curated record. Gene Ontology annotation, molecular function: iron ion binding; heme binding; oxidoreductase activity, acting on paired donors, with incorporation or reduction of molecular oxygen, reduced flavin or flavoprotein as one donor, and incorporation of one atom of oxygen. Gene Ontology annotation, cellular component: cytoplasm; intracellular membrane-bounded organelle. Bases 1 to 1449 code for a protein of 482 amino acids. Gene Ontology annotation, biological process: xenobiotic metabolic process. Lineage: Eukaryota; Metazoa; Arthropoda; Insecta; Lepidoptera; Nymphalidae.
AUGUUGGCUUUUUUGUUAGUUAUUGUGAUAUUGGUGAUAUAUUAUAUCCUCAGCACAGUCAAGCCGAAAAGAUAUCCGCCAGGUCCAAAAUGGUAUCCAGUUUUCGGUAGCUUUGGCGUCAUAAACAGAAGGAUGGACACAUAUGGCUCUCAAUGGAAGGUUCUCUCAGAGAUGUCGAAAGAAUUCUCGACAAACGUCCUCGGUUUGAAGCUCGGUAAUAAAUUGGUUGUAGCAGUCUACGGAGAGAAGAACAUACGCCAAGUUAUAACAGAAAAGGAAUUUGACGGUCGACCUGACAGCUUCUUUUUGAGGCUAAGGUCUUUUGGAAAACGAGUCGGGAUAACAUUCGUGGAUGGUCCUCUCUGGCGAGAGCAUAGACCUUUUGCAUUGAAACACUUGCGGCUAGGUGGCUUUGGAAAGCAAUCAAUGGAGCAAGACAUUCAUGGACAACUGAGCAAUUUAUUGAACAUUCUGGACCAAAGCAAUGGCAAUGCAAUCAGUAUUAGAACUCCCAUAGCGAUGGCACUAAUAAACAUCGUGUGGAAAUAUGUAGCAGGUGAAGACAUAAAAGAGAAUAAAUUGAGACAAUUCUUGAACUAUACGAGUGCCAGGUCGAAAGCAUUCACGCUGGCUGGCGGAUAUUUAGACCAGUGGCCUUGGCUGCGAUUUAUCUUCCCAAACUGGACAGGUUAUAACAUAAUAAAGAAUAUGAACAAGGCGAUGUUAGAUAUAAUCCAGGAUACUAUCAGGAGACACAAAAACAAUAGUGUGGAAGGAAAUGACUAUAUACACUCAUUCUUAAAGGAAAUGUACAACAAUAAAGAUACGUACUCAGAGGCUCAACUAGUAGGCGUUUGUCUUGACAUCCUGAUCGCGGCAUCUAACACUGGGAGCAGUGUUUUGGAUUUUGCCUUCAUUCUACUCCUACGUCAUCCAGACGUGCAGGCGAAAGUAUGUGAGGAGAUCAGUCGGAUUUUAGGCGAUGAUACACCAACUUGGACUGAUAGUGGCAGACUCAUCUAUACAAGUGCCUUCCUUGCCGAAGUUCAUAGAGGCUGUACUAUAGCACCGUUCCUCGGAGGAAGGAGAGCACUGACCGACGUUGAAAUGGAUGGAUACUUAAUACCAAUGGGAACAACUGUCCUCGUGUCUACAGGAGACUUGCAUAAAGAUCCGAAUUUCUGGGACGAGCCGGACAAGUUCAAGCCAGAAAGGUUUAUUGACGAAAACGGGACACUGAGGAUCACUUCCAAUUUUCAUCCAUUUGGCUUAGGUCGCAGACGCUGUCCUGGCGAACCCUUAGCCAAAUCAUUUGUGUUUAUAAUUCUUGUGGGGAUCCUCCAGAAGUACAACAUCGUAUGCAACGGGAAACCACCUUCUGCGGAACCAGUAAUAGGCCUACUGGCGGAACCGAUCCACUUUACUGCGCAAUUCGUGAGGAGACUUUAAGGAAUGAUCCAACGCAUCGACCCGGCAAUAACUCAAGUCAAAUUUAUUUCAAUUCAAAUUCAAAACUUUAUGUUCAUGUAGACUUAGGCGUAAUGAAGCGUUGAUACAUAUACCUACAUAACCAUGCUUAUGAGUUGGUGGUGAUAACUUAAUUCGUUAAUUUCAAUCUAAAGCUAGGAGGGUUUCAAUUCGCGCCCUGUUCUAUGAGGAACCCAAACAAACCUAGCCGGGCUUGUUGUUUUGAUCAUCUCACAGUCAAUUAAUAUUUUUAGCUACGAAGAAAUACAAGCUUUUUUAUCAUUUCAGUACUCCUUACGUUUUAUAUAAACUUACAACUUAAAGAGAAACAUCUCAAAGAUCUCAUA